This is a messenger RNA of Thermothielavioides terrestris NRRL 8126, 846 nucleotides long. RefSeq lists its product as uncharacterized. Lineage: Eukaryota; Fungi; Ascomycota; Sordariomycetes; Sordariales; Chaetomiaceae. The transcript has 3 exons. The record is from RefSeq and is a predicted model, not a curated record. The annotation marks the transcript as partial.
GCGUUCGCCGCCCAAAACCGCAAGGAUCUCUGCGGACUCAGCAUCCAUACCGCCGACUUCCCCGGCGUCGGCAACUUCUCCGCCAUCGAAGCGACCUGGACGAUCCCCGGAGUGCGCCCGCGGCCUGACAUCUCGGGCAUGAAUCCUCCAUACGUCUUCUACGGGGUCUCCCUCUGCUGCGGCGAAAACUGCUCGAGCCGGGUCAGUGCCGGCAUGAUGGCAGCGCCAUGGGCAUGGAACGAAACCGGGUAUUCUUUCACCGCAAUACCGAUCUACCAGCUUAGCCCAGACUUCCCCCAGCGGCAGGUCCCGCAGGAGCAUAACUUCUACUUCAAUAGUUCGGACACACUUUGGACACGUCUCACCAUCGAGUCGCCCACUCGAGCACACAUCACAUUUUCAAAGUUCAUAACCGACGAUACCAAUCUCACGGUAACCGCUGACAUCGACAUUGGGAACGAUGGUGAACAGCCUCUGGCAAACGUUGUCACGCGGGGGAACGGGGUGGAGGUGCACGACCCAAUCUCUUCCAGGUGGAGAAAUAUCUCGGUGGCGCCGCUAUGCGGCGAGUCCGCGUGGUGGUUCGUGUCCGACAAGUUCGAUCCCGGGGAGGAUACGGAACGAUGGGACCCGCUUCCUCGCUUUUCGCCGAUCCUGAUAGCCGGCCACGGCCUGGAAACGACGCAGGGCAAGUCGUUCCCCAGGGACCUGCCGCUCAGCGGACAGGCGCGUUUCUGGACCAUGGUGCGCGACGAAGCAGGCAGGACCGAAGAGCUGUGCACGGUCAAGGGGUUUGUCGAUACGGGCAUGACCAUGGUUCAUGCUCCCAAUGCUUGGGGCAUUUGA